AUGGCGACCAGAAACGGUGGGGUGUUCGUGCUCGUUGCGCUGUGCGUGUCCGGGCUCGCGCUGCGAGUUGCCGGCGCCAGGGAGCCGCUCAUGCCGGCCAUGUACGUGCUCGGGGACUCCACGGUGGACGUCGGCAACAACAACUUCCUGCCGGACUGCUCGGCCGAGUGCAGGGCCAACUACCCGCGCUACGGCGUCGACUUCCCCACCCACAAGCCCACCGGCCGCUUCAGCAACGGCUACAACCUUGCUGACCAGAUAGCUCAGUUUCUUGGAUUCACCGAGAGCCCACCAGCCUAUGCAUCCCUGCCGCCCGAGAAAAUCCUUGGGCAGAUGAAGACCGGCAUCAACUUCGCAUCAGGAGGGUCAGGACUCCAGGAUCAGACGGGUUUAUUGCAGUGCGGGAGAGUGUACACGAUGACGGACCAGCUGGAGAAGUUCACGUCUGCCGUUCAGAUGAUGGGGAACAGCUCGUACGACCUCAUCUCCAGGUCCCUCGUCUUCGUCAGCGUCGGCAGCAACGACCUGUUCGAGUACGUCGACGGCAACGCCACCCUGUCCCCUAGCCGCAACGACACCGAGUUUCUGGAAGGCCUCGUCGCCACUUACAAGAGCUACCUGCAGGAGCUGUAUGCAGCCGGGGCGAGGAAGUUCAGCAUCGUGAGCCCAUCAAUGGUGGGUUGCUGCCCAACGCAGAGGUUCGCCGGGGCGGCAAAGAAGGACCUGGACGGGUACCGUUGCUUCGGCACGGCCAACGACCUCUCCAGGCAGCUGUACCCCAAGCUACACUCGAUGCUUCAGGACCUGAGCGCCGAUCUCGCCGGCAUGAACUACUCCAUCUGCGACUCGGCCGCCAUGGCCGAGACUGUCCUCAAACACGCCGCCUCACCUACAUUGAGUAAGUCAGCUAACCUGACGGUGCUGGACACGGGGUGCUGCGGCGGCGCCGGGCUGUCCGGGGAUGGCAAGUGCACCAAGUUCGCUUCGGUGUGCCCGAAUCGCGACAACUACCUCUUCUGGGACGGCUUCCACCCAACGCAGGCGGCAUCGGCGGAGGCGGCGUUCGCGCUCGCCACCGACCCAGGGCUCUACGUCCGCCCCAUCAACAUCACGAGGCUGGCGGCGCUCUAG
Molecule: messenger RNA, 1131 nt
Organism: Lolium rigidum
Lineage: Eukaryota; Viridiplantae; Streptophyta; Magnoliopsida; Poales; Poaceae
Product: GDSL esterase/lipase At5g55050-like
Exons: 5
Coding region: 1-1131 (376 amino acids)
Molecular function (GO): hydrolase activity, acting on ester bonds
Source: RefSeq, a predicted model, not a curated record